CCAAAACUAAAGUUAUUUAUUUAGGCCAAGAAAUAUCUGCUGAGGGAAGGAGAUUGACAACAGAGCGUGUAGAUGCAUUACAGCAACUUCCAAAACCCCUGACAGUUACAGGAAUGCGAAAGGAGGGAAGCCUGGAGUGGAACAGUUAGAAUGGACACCAGAAGCUGAGGAAGCAUUUACCUCUAUGAAGGAGAAACUGAUUUCAGCCCCAGCCCUGGGACUUCCUGAUGGUCGUUUGCCAUUUCAUUUGUGGACCAGGGUGGGAGAUGAGACCUACUCAGCAGUGUUGUGUCAAAAACCAGGUGAUCAAUAUAAACCAGUUGGAUACUUUUCCACAAAGAUUCCUGUUACCAUGAUAGGUCAACCACGAUGUAUACAAGCCCUUGAUGGUGCCACAUGGGCAGUGAAUGCUGUGGAGAAUCUGAUAGGUGCACAAACCAUCACAUUGCACACCCCACACAGUAUAGUAACGCUGUUGAAUAACACAAACAUCAAAACAAUUACUGAUUCGAGAAGAGCAAAAUGGGAAGCAGCUUUGCUGAACAAGGACUUGAGAGUGGAAAUCAUUAGAGACACUUCCCUUAACCCCGCAACAAUGAUGCUGGAACCACAUGAGGGAACACCACACGAGUGUGAAAAACAAGUAGAGGAAGAAAGCCAUGGUCCAGUUAAUCCAAUCCCUCUUGAAAAUCCAGAUAAAGAGUUAUGGGUCGAUGGAUCCAGUUAUUACAUUGAUGGGAAGCGACACACUGGAUGGGCUGUAGUGGAGGCUGAUGGAACUGUUGUGAAGAAAGGAGCACUUUCAGGGCAAUUUUCAGCACAGGUAGCUGAGCUCAUAGCGCUUACGGAAGCUCUUGAACUAUCAGAAGGAGAUCGAGUCAACAUCUAUACAGACAGUCGUUAUGCUUUCGGCGUGGUACAUGACUAUCUCGCCUUAUGGAAAAGACGUGGUCUCAUCACUAGCAAUGGGAGCGAAAUACAACAUGCGUCCAUAAUUCGUCGCUUGAUUGCAGCAUGUCACUUACCAAGAGAAGCAUCCGUGAUUAAGGUAAAAUCACAUCAAUCUGACAAAUCCAAAGAAAGUCAAGGAAACACGGCAGCAGAUGUAGCCGCUAGAGAAGCAGCUUUACUUUCCCCUAUUCCUGUCACCUUGGUUCAAGAAAACAGAAAGGAUAAUCCUGAGCUCCAUCUUCUGUCAUAUCACACAGAGACAAAAGAAGAGAAAGAACAAUGGGAAAAAGUAGGAGCAAAAGAAGAUGAUCAAGGUAUCUGGAGAAUUCCGACAGGACAAGUGGUAAUGCCUAUCGGAACAAGAAAAGAAUUAAUGCAGUUGUAUCAUGGUAAAGUGCAUGCUGGAGCAAAAGCAAUGAAAGCUCAAAUCAGCGAGACCUGGUGGUGGCCACGAAUGAUGAGAGACAUUGAUGAUUAUUGUAGGAGAUGUUUGAUCUGUAUAAAAGCAAAUGUGGGAAAACCUGUAAAGGUAAGAAUGUCACAUGCACCCAGACCCACAGGGCCAUGGACACAUCUUCAAAUCGAUUUCACAGGACCAUUGUCACCCAGUGGAGGGUACCAAUACAUUCUAGUUAUCAUAGAUCGAUUUACUAGAUGGGUGGAAGCAUUUCCAACAAAAACUUGCACUGCUGAAGCUGCAGCACGAGUAAUGGUGGAAGAAGUUUUUCCUCGCUGGGGCCUUCCAUAUGAAAUUGAUUCUGACAAUGGAACCCACUUCACUGGAAAACUGAUGAAGGAAGCAAUGAAAUUGAUGGGAAUUAAACAAAAGUUCCAUAUUCCCUAUAGACCACAAAGUUCGGGAAUGGUCGAACGGAUGAACAGAUCAUUAAAGACAUCUCUUACCAAAGCCAUUCUGCAGACUGGCCAAGGUUGGCAUAAAUUAUUACCUGCUAUUUUGUGGAACUUAAGAGCAACACCAAACAGAGUAACAGGACUAACCCCUUUUGAACUAAUGACUGGAAGAGCAAUGGUUCUACCUCCUGAUGCUCCGCCACCUGCAGGAACAGGAGGAGAUUCCACUUUAUUCCAAGAAAAGUUAAGACGAUAUCUCACUAUGCUGGACAGAGCUACCAAAGAAAACAUCCAGAAGGUGCGAGAAGCUCAGCAGCAAUGGGAUGAAAAACACACCACUACUGACAUUCCACACAUUCCCGAGUUAGGUAGUUUUGUUAUGGUCAAACGAAUUGCUAGGAAAGGUUUAGAGCCUAGGUGGGAAGGACCAUAUGAGAUACUUUUGACAACAGAUACAAGUGUGUGCCUUAAAGGGAAGGGUGUAGGAACAGAUAGAUGGUACCAUUGGUCGCAAGUUAAGCCUUGUUUAGUGAAUGAACAAAAUGACAGCGAUAGCUUAUGGCCUGAAAUUGAGCAAUGUUCAUCCAUUACUUUUAAAGAUUGGGUAACAAGAAGUGAUGUUUAAUGACCUCUCUGCUUCCUUUUCAGGAAUCAGUUCCAUUGACAUUGAUUAGAGAUGGUUGCAAGUUAUUCUCGAUACACAACAUCAAUGGUAUGCUUGUUUUCAAUUUUAUUUGGUGUUUACCAAGGAAGUCAAGCUUUAUGGACUCCUCGGGUUCAAGGAAUAACUCGGAAUGCAACUCUGAAAUCUGGUCAACAUUUUACUCUACCCUUUAUUUCCAAAUGGGGAUUAUGGGAUUGGGUGCCAAGUAAUGAUAAAGAUCUUGCUAAAUAUCGUGAGGGCAUCUAUGGUGGAUGUAACUAUCACCAUGAAUGUUACAAAAGUAGAGUAAUUUGGCCAGUUCAAAAUGGGGAAUAUUCUAAUAGUGGUCAAAGACAAGAAAUUUGUUCAAAAGAACAAUGUGAAAUUGUGGGGUUAGACCUCAUAACUUCUUCUAAUGUGGAAAUGAAUUUCAUAUUGAAUCGUACUCACAUGCUUACAAUAUGGGAUUCGUUGGAUCGAGGGUGUGUUUAUCCCAUAGUGUUGCCAUGUGAGGGGUUCUUAAGAGAUACUGCCUCCAGAACGACAAGAUUCAAGGGAAAUUAUUUAAGAGUAUGGCAUUCAGAAGAUGAGAACAAUUAUUGUGAAACUGAACUAGAAAAUGGGGAAAUUGGACGGUGUUUUUAUCUCUCUGCAGAAAAGACAAACAAAGCUAAAACAUGCCCUAAUACAACUAAUGUGCCAGUUCAUGGUAUCUUGUUAGCAAAAGAAACCAAAACCUUGAUAAAUGAAGCCCACAUGGUGCGACAACGUAUCAAUUAUAAUUUGAUGUCUUUGCGUACUGUUUUUGAUCAGUCCUAUUGUGGAAAUUUUACAAAAAUAAGGAGUUGGUUGGAAAAAGAAGUUAAAUAUUAUACCUCCAAAGAUCCUCUUAGUAGUCAAAAUCGUAAACCUCGAAGUAUAUGGGGAGAUAUUACGGGGGUAUUUGGUUCUGUCAAUUCAAUUAGUAAUACUGCUCAAAUGAGUCAAUUAAGUAAAUAUACUCAGUGGGUGGGAAAAAUGACAGGGAAAGGACUUACUGAAGCUCUUCAGGGUUCUAUACAUAUUAUAGCAGCGGGUCAACAUCUUAAUAAUGCUGCAAAGGAAUUGGCAGACGCAUUAGCAAAAUCAUCUAAUUUUGAGACACACCGUGCAGCGUGUUUAUUUUUAGCUCAAAAUUUAAAGGAUCAAAUGGUGGAAGAUGUUCAAGUUAUUCGGAUGGGUCAAGUUCCUGAACGAAUAGCUGAAUCUUUGUUAUUGGUUUUUGGUAAUCAACUUAAUUUAACUUCUGCCAAACAUAUUCCAUUAGUUAAAAUUGCAAUAGAUGAGAAAUCUUUAACAGGUUCUGGAGUACUACCUUUAAUUAUGGUAUGGCCUCAAUAUGGAAAGCGCAACAUAAUGACAGUUAGAAAAUUCCAGUCAAUGGGAAUUAGACAAGGAAAUUCAGUAAUUAGAUUAGGGAAAAAUGGAUAUUGGGCUGAGGGGAAACCACCGAUGAUUUCUACCAUAGACUGUUGUGUUGAGGAACAUGAGUGGGUAAUUUGUUCAUGUUCUACAAUGUUUAGUCUAUCUCUUAAUGGAUCUGCAGUUUGGGAGGUAGUUCCUUUAGAUCAAGCCACAGGUGCAUGGCAGGUGUCAGAAGCACAGUGGUGUAUAUUACAUGAUGGAAUAAGUAAAAAUAUGAUAUAUGGGGGGAAGUUGUGUCCAAUUCCUCCUGAUCCAUUUUGCAUUGAAAUUCUCUAUCCUCUUCAUUUAGGUGGAAUACAUGUUCCACACGUGCAAUUGCUGCAGGUAGAACCACAGUGGUGGAAUAAUGAUUUAGUGGAGGAAAGGAAUUAUGAACUCUUUGAAAUGGUUAAGAUAGUCAAAAAGAGUGUUAAAGCAGCUCAAGAGGAAGGAAUUCAAGCAAUGGGACAUAUUGUCGUAGCAAAGGGAGUAGCUAAAUUAUUGUCUGAAAGGAAAUUAACACAAACUCCAGGGAAUUUAUCAUGGUCAGACUGGAUAGUUCUUACUAUGGUAGGAGUUCUUGUGUUUAUGUUAAUAAUACACAUCAUCAUAUGUGUUACUAGAAGGAGAGGUAUUAAACCUACCAAACUAGUUAUUUCUAACCAUAUGGAUAAAGCAGAGAAUGGGAAAUAUAGAGUAAGAUAAGAUAUUUCAUACAUUGCACACUUAUGAACACAACCUCACAAACAAUCAACACCUGCUUACUGAUUUUCAACCCCAAGGGAUAGGAUUCUUUAACAUCAACAUUUAUGUUAGUUUGUUAUUUUGGCCAGGAACUGGAGGAGUUCAGGUACCGGACGAGUCCAGGCACUGGUGAAGAUUUAUUAAUUUUUCCUUUCCUUUAGAUAACUGGGGUUCAUUUUAAAUACAUACACAUAGACGUAAUUACACACAUAGUAUGCGGGAACAUAUCAUGGGUUGGGGUUAUUUUGUUUGUUUUGUUCUAUUCCUGAUUCCUUAUGUUUCUAUUCUUCUGUCCUUUGUGUGUGUUUUGUUCUUUGGUUUGCUUUUUCUCUCCUUACUAUCACUCCAUUAGGUGGCAAUGAUGGUGUGAAACUGACGGCCGUAGUUUCAGAAUGGGGGAGAUGAAGACCAAAAAUUUCUUAUUUUAAUAUUAUUUAUAUUUAUUGUGAAGUUUUAGUGCAUGAGUUGAAGUUUACUGCAUGAGUUAAAGUCUGCAUGAACAUGUAGGAUCAUAUGACCAGACACAGGGA
Messenger RNA from Carassius auratus (goldfish), 5163 nucleotides. RefSeq names its product protein NYNRIN-like. The record is from RefSeq and is a predicted model, not a curated record. Gene Ontology annotation, molecular function: nucleic acid binding; RNA-DNA hybrid ribonuclease activity. The transcript is spliced from 2 exons. NCBI's taxonomy places the organism in Eukaryota, Metazoa, Chordata, Actinopteri, Cypriniformes, Cyprinidae. Gene Ontology annotation, biological process: DNA integration. Bases 185 to 2428 code for a protein of 747 amino acids.